This is a messenger RNA of Kogia breviceps (pygmy sperm whale), 1075 nucleotides long. It is a transcript of the gene CCR8, whose product is annotated as C-C motif chemokine receptor 8. Gene Ontology annotation, molecular function: C-C chemokine binding; C-C chemokine receptor activity. The record is from RefSeq and is a predicted model, not a curated record. Lineage: Eukaryota; Metazoa; Chordata; Mammalia; Artiodactyla; Physeteridae. Gene Ontology annotation, cellular component: membrane; external side of plasma membrane. Gene Ontology annotation, biological process: cell chemotaxis; immune response; calcium-mediated signaling.
AUGGAUUAUACACUUGAGCCCAAUGUGACAAUAACUGACUACUACUAUCCUGAUAUCAUCUCAAGCCCUUGCGAUGGGGAGCUUAUCCAAAGAGAUAGCAAGUUGCUUCUUGCCGUCUUUUACUGCCUCCUGUUUGUGUUUGGUCUUCUGGGAAACAGCCUGGUCAUCCUGGUCCUUGUCACCAGCAAGAAGCUGAGGAGCAUCACAGACAUAUACCUCUUGAACCUGGUCCUGUCUGACUUGCUUUUUGUCUUCUCCUUCCCCUUUCAGACCCAUUAUGAGCUGGACCAGUGGGUGUUUGGGGCUGUAAUGUGCAAGGUGGUCUCUGGCUUUUAUUACAUUGGCUUCUUUAGCAGCAUGUUCUUUAUCACCCUCAUGAGCGUGGACAGGUACCUGGCAGUUGUCCAUGCUGUAUACGCCAUGAAAGUGAGGACGACCAGAAUGAGCAAAGCCCUGAGUCUGGCAGUGUGGCUGAUUGCCCUUGUGGCCACCAGCCCAUUACUAGUAUUUUACCAAGAGACCUCUGAAGAUGGUGUUCUACAGUGUUAUUUGUAUUACAGUCAAGAGACGCUGAAGUGGAAGAUCUUCAUCCACUUUGAAAUGAAUAUCUUAGGCCUGUUGAUCCCAUUCACCAUACUUAUGUUCUGCUACAUUAGCAUCCUGCACCAGCUGAAGAGUUGCCAGAACCACAACAAGACCAAGGCCAUCAAGCUCGUGCUCAUUGUUGUGGUUGUCUCUUUAGUCUUCUGGGUCCCGUUCAAUGUAGUACUCUUCCUUGCUUCCCUGCACAGCAUGCACAUCUUGGAUGGAUGCAUCAUGAGCCAGCAGUUGAUCUAUGCAACCCAUGUCACAGAAACCAUUUCCUUCACCCACUGCUGUGUGAACCCUAUUAUCUAUGCGUUCAUGGGUGAGAAUUUCAAGAAACACCUCUCAGAAAUAUUUCAGAAAAGUUGCAGCCACAUCUUCUUCUACAUAGGGAGACAAACCUCUAGGGAGGCCUGGGAAAGGUCAUCCUCCUAUCAGCACUCCUCCCAUCCCUCCAGUAUAGACUACAUUUUGUGAGGCAGGUACCUUA